AAGCAACCUGUUUCUUGAUAUAUUUUCUUUAGUGUUACCGGUCAAGGCGAUCUAAGUCUGCGGUUAAUUUAUUCUAACGACAUCCCCGCACGUCGGAAGUGAGAAAUAACGGUUUACCCCUCCUCAGCUGGGCCAAGAUGGCGAUCGGUGUUCUGAUGGAUCUGUUCCGACGCCACUCCAGAUUUUCUGCGGCCGGGGCCGUGCUCCUCCUGGCCACAGUCAUCAUGUACAGUGGUGCAGUGCUGGAGUGGAUGUCCUCUAGCUACGCACAUAUCUUCAUGAUCUUCUGGUCAUUUGUGGGUGGAAUGGUACUUUGCUACAUGUUUUUAGGAAGAACCAAAAACAUGAUGCCCAAUUUUCUCAUCAUGUACAACCGCAAGAAAGAGCCAGAGUUGGAUGACCUGGAAAGAGAGGCCCUGAGAAAAAGCUGUCCUGUAUGCGGGGACCCCAGAUGUGCCAGGCACAGACCUGGUCUGUCCAUACUUGACCUCCAGCCAUGGACCAGUUUGAAGGUGACAGAAAAAGUGGAUAUGGCAUUGUCUGAGUUUCUGGAGCUGGUUUUAAGAGACUUUGUUUACACCUGGUACAGAGACUUGAGCACAGACGAGGCAUUUGUGGAUGAGAUGAGGGUCAGCCUGAGAUUCAUCCUCUCAUGUCUGAUCAGGAGGAUAAAGAAGACGGACCUCCCUACCUUUAUUGUCAACAAGCUGAUAAAAGCUGCCAUGAGUCACCUGGACAAGUAUGUCCGGGCCAUGGAAUCAGCCCCGCCAGGGGCUGAUCUAGAGAAGGCCACGUUAGAGCUGUACGGCUCAGAACUCCACUGUGUCAUGCAGAACAGACGCACAGAACUGCAGUACCUCCGCUACCUGUCAGGGGAAAUCUUCCCCUACAUUCUCCCUGCAAGGUCACUCAAGUGCAAGAGCCUGUGUGCUUUGCUGAGGGAGCUCCUGUCAGCCUCAGUCUUGAUGCCAGCCAUUGACAAAAUAGCUGAUCCUGACUUUGUGAACAACUUAAUGCUGGUAUUCCUUGAUGAAACUCCGAUGGCAGUGGCUACAGAACCUCCCUCCCAUGAUGUCGACCUGCUCGCUCACUUCAGCCAGCCCAGACAGGCUCCCAUUGAAUCAGCUCUACGGUUGGACCUACCAGACAUCAUGAACAACCAGACCACGCUGUUCCGCUUCAUGCAGUUCCUGAAGGAUGAGGCAUCUGUGCACGUGCUGCAGUUCUGUCUGUCUGUUGAGGACUUCAACAGGAGGAGUCUGAACCCAGACAUGACCGACCAACAGAAGAUGGACCUGCACCAGGAGGCCAAGAUGAUCUAUGAGAUGUACUUCAAGGCUGAUGCUGCGGACAAGAUCCAGUUUCCUGCUGACGUCACAGCAGAGAUUAAGUCAAUUGUGGAGGGACCACCAGAAGGAGUGACUAGGCUCAGAACAAGUACUCCACUUUUCAGUGCUUAUGAGCAUGCCUAUGGGCUGUUGGAAAACACCUUCCUGCCUCUCUUCUACCAGAGCGACGAUUACUACACUAUGUUGUGUGGGGGCCGUUUGCCAACCAACAUUCCCAAAUCAGCUUCAAGCCCUAACCUAGAGAGUGUACUGUAUGAUGGGAAGUCUGAGACAGUGAGUGUGGGGCUGAAUUUGCCGACUGGCUCGGCCUCCGUUGAAAAUAUUCCUAUCUCUGCCAUGACUAACAUGGUCAAUUCGUGCAAGUCUGCUGGUAGGAAGAGCAUGGAGCCGUUUGCCGCCGUGUCCAAAUUUGGAAACAAGCUGAAGGAGAUGCUGAGGUCCAACACAGGUGAUGUUGAUGACCGACUCCUGGCAUUAUAUGAUGACCAGGAGGACCAAACACCAGACAUCAGCCCCAUGGAGCCGUAUGAGGAGGAGGAACUAGAGGAUGAGAUUGAGGCUGAGUUCAUCCCGAAGGACCUGAGUGCCUGGAGGGUGGCCAUCCCUAGGGCAGAAUCCAGAUAUGAAAAUGGCAAGCAGUACUAUGUCUACAUCAUCUCAGUACAAAGAAUAGACAUCAGAGAAGGAGAAACCUCAGGCCCAUCUGGAUGGGAGACUACAAGAAGGUACAAUGAGUUCUAUGUCCUGGAGAACAAGCUGACAGAGUUUCAUGGGGAGACCCUGCUGGAAGACUGCUGUCUCCCCACCAAGAGGAUCCAGCUCACCAAACCCAGCCAGGAGUUCAUCGACUCCAAAAUAGCCAUCUUCGAAAAGUGGUUGCAGGUGUUGCUGACCAAGCCAGCACUGAGAGGCAGUGAGCUGGUGCACAGUUUCCUGUCACCGGGGCCGGAGUUUGAGACCAGGCUGCUGACAGAUGUCAACAUUGGUAAGAUGUUGAAGUCAGUUCCAAACAAACUAGUCAAGGAGAAAGGACAGCACCUGGAGCCUUUCCUACAGGCUUUCCUGGCUUCUACAGAGACAACCAAGCCACGGCAAAGCAAGCCAGAGGAAAUUGAAGAAAGUCCCAAAGAUAAGAUGGAAAGGAAGAUUGCCUACCCGAUCUAUGGGAACAAUGCUGCUGGUUUGGUCAGCAUCCACAAAACAGAGCCAGACGGGCUGCAGAUCAGGGCACUGCACGGGGCCGCAGACUUCCUCCUGUACAUAGCACGUACUGUGUACAAGGUCCCGACUUGGUUCCACCAUGUUGCCAUGGCAGCCAGAAUUGUUGGUAAACAUGCACUGGAAGGUUACUUGGACAGCUAUCUUGCAGGCAAGAUAGAGCAGGUGAAGCAGGAGCACCAGGUGGUGGGACUCAUCCACUUACUCCGGGAUGUGCUGUUCUUCGACAAUGAUCCUCCCAGAACUGACGAGGACAAACGAGUCCGGGCUGAGGAGACACUGAAAGAGAUGAAAGCGUUCUUGCCAAAAUUGUUUGUGAUGGUGAUCGGAGCUGAGAAGCAGCAUAUUGGGACCAAGACUAUAUUUGAUGUACUGCAGAAGCCCAGGCUGAACAAGCAGCUGGGGUAUGUGAUGCUUGACCUUGCAAUACUGGAAUUCUUUCCAGAAAUCCAGGAAUCAUCUGACAUACAACAAACUGGCAACUAAAAGUUCUAUACUUGUACUGCAUGGGAACAAAUAAUGUAGCUUUGGAGAGGACAAUGACAGGAGACAGAGUCUUGUUGCAAAAACAACUGUUAUGUCAAUACUAGAUUAUUCCAGGGUACAAAUCAUGUCUUAACUAUAUCUUAUCAUUGAGUAGAUGUUAUGUAUAUGUGGUGUGACAUUUGUGCCAAUGAUAGAAUGAAUAUCUAUUUAUAAUCAGAGCGAAUACAUUGUACUUCUCUGUCAAUGUCAGUUACAUUGUGAAGCAAUAAUGGGUACAAACCAGACCUUUCUAGUCAUGUAUUGUUGACAGACAUCUCAUAUUCUGUGAAAGUCUUUAUGGCAGUAAAUAAAGGCAAAUCUUUAUGAA
Messenger RNA from Branchiostoma floridae (Florida lancelet), 3420 nucleotides. Its product is annotated as sorting nexin-14-like. Gene Ontology annotation, biological process: autophagosome maturation. Gene Ontology annotation, molecular function: phosphatidylinositol-3,5-bisphosphate binding. The coding region runs from base 138 to 3053 and encodes 971 amino acids. Gene Ontology annotation, cellular component: late endosome. The record is from RefSeq and is a predicted model, not a curated record. Lineage: Eukaryota; Metazoa; Chordata; Leptocardii; Amphioxiformes; Branchiostomatidae. The transcript is spliced from 37 exons.